Molecule: messenger RNA, 2182 nt
Organism: Dendronephthya gigantea
Lineage: Eukaryota; Metazoa; Cnidaria; Anthozoa; Malacalcyonacea; Nephtheidae
Product: vesicular inhibitory amino acid transporter-like
Exons: 1
Coding region: 218-1573 (451 amino acids)
Biological process (GO): amino acid transmembrane transport
Cellular component (GO): vacuolar membrane
Molecular function (GO): amino acid transmembrane transporter activity
Source: RefSeq, a predicted model, not a curated record
GCUCAUUGUUGACUAUUUAUGAGGUUUAAAUCAUUCAAAAACGCGCCGUCUCGAAUACGUUUCGUUUGUCGAAGACCUUAGCGCCAAGCGAGGGUUAUCUCUCGUUCGGAAAGAUAGCAUCUCGUCGAGCCGCUAAAAACGAUAAAAUCUACUGGGAGGAGAUAUUGUGGUAGGUCCAAGGUGAGUCUAACUGCGAGGAAUAAGAUCCAGCCACAAAAUGAGUGGAAAAGAUCCGGAGAGUCAAAAACUAUUGGUAAAAGAUGCGGACGAAGAAGAGGCGAGUCCCUCGAGUCAGAAACCGUGGUUUUAUCUGCCAAGCAACAAAGAAACUACAGAAGAAAAUGGUGAAACUACAGACGGAGAGAAAGAUGAAAUAUCUUCAUUGCAGACAUUCUUUAAUAUCUGCAACGCAAAUCUCGGGACGGGAAUCUUGGCCAUGCCUUUUGUUAUUCGUCUAGCCGGCUUAUGGGGUGUUGUGAUUAUAAUCUUUAUUGGAUUUCUCGGCAAUUAUACCGGGAAAAUUCUCAUUGAUUGCCUGUACGAAAUCGAUCCCUCAGAUGGAAAGCGGAGGCGGGUUCGGGAGACUUAUCCGCAGAUUGGCGAAGCUUUUCACCCCACCUAUGGGACAUACAUGGUCCAUAUAGCGAACUGUUUCGACCAGUUUUCGCAUUGCGCCCUGUUCCUGAUUAUGAUAGGCAUGGUUAUGAAACACGCAUUCCCGAGUAUAACACUUAGCGAAAGUGAUUGGACUCUUAUUAUAGGCCUUCUUAUACUCCCGACUAUUUUCAUUCGAAAGAUGACUCAAUUGGCUUGGCUUGGAACGCUAACCGCUUGGACUGCCGUCGUUAUCUCCAUAGCGGUACUGAUCUAUAGUUUCACAAAGUGGCAGAACUGGACUACUACCACGCCUCCCUUCAACAUUCAUACUGUCCCUAUUGCAAUCGGCGUUGUCAUGGUGAGCUAUUCGUCAGCAGCAUAUUUACCCAAAAUGGAAACAGCCAUGACCUACCCUGAGGAGUAUAAUAGUAUAAUGAAUUUCAGUUACAGUGCGGUCACAUUUUGGAAGUUUUUCUGUGGGGUCAUCGUGUAUAUGACAUUCACAGAGGCGACUGACCAAAUCGUUGCCCUUAAUGUUCCACACGGAGUUUUCCGAGGCGCCCUCUGUGUAGCAGUGGUGGUCCUUGCUCUCUUCUUCUUUACCGUUCCGGCCUUCACGAUUUUCGACAUCAUUGAAAACCAUCUGAAAAUCCCGUGGCUUGCCUUUAACUACACCAACAAAAAGAGAGUCGUAGUCUCCGGCUACCUGCUUAGAUUCUUCCUAAUGCUGUUCACCCUAAUCCUGGCCGUGUGCGUUCCUCAUUUUAGCUUGCUGAUGGCUUUCGUUGGCUGUUCAACUGGCAUGAUACUCGUUCUCAUCUUCCCAUGUAUGUUCCACCUCAAGAUCCGCUGGGCCGACUUAAAACCCUUCGAUGUAGCAGCAGAGUUGUUUGUCAUCGGCUUCGCAUUGAUUGGGGGAACAUUGGGUAUAAUCUAUUCAUCACUGGCUUUGUACACUGUAUAUAACGAAACUUAGAAAAUAUCGGACAAAUCGUAUCUGCUGGCAGUUUGCACCCAGAACUCCCGCCACACGCAUAAAGACAUAGAAUCGCAAAUUACAUUUAUUGGCGUUUCACAACACUCUCUAAAUAUUCAUGCCAGGAGAUGGAUAGUUAGAUUGUAGGCGUUUAAAUGAAAUAUUCAAAAAGAAAUUUAGGGCGCUUCCUUUUAUACGGUAAAGACGGCGAGACCGGUCCAGUUGUAUUUCAGUACAGACAGAUUACUGGCAUUUUAAAGUUUUGCAACAAAUCUACAUUCACAUUUAUUAUUUACAUCUGCCUAGCAUGGGAAAUGCACUUCCACCGCUACAUUUUUAACAAAAUACUCUACUUCAGUUCAAAAUAUGACCGGUCUGACCAUUUUGGCCCCUUAAUGGAAGCGCCCUUUUAUUUACAUUGAGAUUAUAUUUACAAGAGGAAAAUUGGGUCCGCAGGUUUAAAUUCUCCCAAAGAGAAUAAAGUCGUUCUACUGGUUAGGACAAAAAGUGAUGCAUAAAUUUUCGUUUGAAUAUUCUAUCAUUUAAUCCGCCAUAUUGUAAUGCAUUUAAAACAAGGGUGUAGCAAUGUGCGAGAUUUUCAAUUAAGAU